Parasteatoda tepidariorum (common house spider) is the source of this 643-nucleotide messenger RNA. Its product is annotated as importin subunit alpha-1. Gene Ontology annotation, cellular component: cytoplasm. NCBI's taxonomy places the organism in Eukaryota, Metazoa, Arthropoda, Arachnida, Araneae, Theridiidae. Gene Ontology annotation, biological process: protein import into nucleus. Gene Ontology annotation, molecular function: nuclear import signal receptor activity; protein binding. The record is from RefSeq and is a predicted model, not a curated record.
GUGAUGAUGUUUAUUUAAGAGACUUGGUUAUUAAGAAUAACAUUAUACCUCCACUCCAAGCACUACUGACACCCGACAUUUCACCACUGUUGCGACGCAAUAUUACAGGAAUUUUGUCUCAACUUUGCUCUAGUGAAAAUCCGCCUCUUCCAUUUGAGGUUAUUAAAAUGGUCCUGCCAACUCUUGCUGAACUGAUAAAUCAUAGUGAUCAAGAAGUGCUCGCAGACUCUCUCGACGCUAUAUCAUGCCUGACUGAAGGCAGCAACAUGGAGCUUCAGGAAGUUAUCAAUGCUAAUGUUCUUCCACGCCUCUGUGAACUUCUAGAGAUGAGGGAAUAUUCUAUUAUCUCACCAGCACUCAAUGCAGUUGGACACAUUAUAUCCGUAGAUGAUGAGCAAACUCAAACAGCGAUCAAUGCGGGUGCUCUUCAGGCUUUAAAGGUUUUGCUUAGCCAUCCCAUGAGUCGUAUUGUGGAGGUGAGUGACAAACUCUUAAUUGUUGUAAUCCCAGUGGCAGAAUGUUUUCCGACUUUCUGCAAACGACAAAACUCUCUAGCAUUAAUAUCUUUCUGCAAUGUACAUUUAAUAAUAACAAAGAUGUAUGUUACUAAUUAAAGGUGACAAGAACACUGUUUUUUAACUGG